AUGUUGGGGGUGACGGUGCAAGGGAUGAUGAAGACAGACCUCAACAUGGCCAUGGUCUGCAUGCUAAAUCACACAGAAAGCGUUGAGUCGACAAACGACUCGAAUAGAGACACGUGUCCUGCUCGAAACUCUUCUACCAAUGAGCAAGACUCGGAAAAAAUAAAUGGGAAACUCCAUUGGUCAAGUCAAGCCCAAGCAUGGAUUUUUGCUUCUUUCUACUGGGGCGGUCUUGUCUCGGUGUUACUCUGCUCGAAUCUCGUCCAGAAGUUUGGCGCAGCUCGAGUCCUCUUGAUCGGAACAAUACUGAACGUGGUCGGCUCGUGGGUGACCCCUGUGGCGGCUCAACAUGGUGGAGUGGCCUUUCUCAUUGUCGUCCGAUUUGUGAUGGGUCUCGGACAGGGUGUUUUAUUGCCGACGGCCGCCACGGUGAUUGCCGCAUGGUUCCCGGCCUUCGAGAAAAGCACUGCGAGUGCCAUCUACACUGCGGGAAAUCAGAUCUCGACAAUUCUUUCGCUUUUUGUUUCCUCACAACUCUGCCAAAUCGACUUCCUUGGCGGCUGGCCGUCAAUUUUCUAUCUUUACGGAGCUUUCGGCGCCAUUUUUUGCGUUCUCUGGCUGAUCGUCAUCAACGAUUCCCCAGCCGAAAGCCGCUUUAUUUCUGAAGAAGAGAAAUCUUAUAUUCUUGAAGGUCGAAAAGGCGUUGAAAAACGAGUGAAAGCUCCAUGGCGUCGAAUUCUGACAUCGAGCGUUAUAUGGGCGAUGGUUCUCUGCACCGCAGCUCAAUCAAUAAUCACCGUCUCGCUCACGACUUAUCUCCCACGAUAUCUCAAAUUCGUCCUUCGAAUGAAUCUUACUUCGAAUGGAAUCUGGUCGGCCUUGCCCUUUAUUUGCCAGCUAUUCAGCAAAUUCGUCAUGGCUGCGAUUGCGGAUGCGGUAAAACGUCGUUACAAGGGCUCCCUUAACAUUGUCACCAAAUUCUUCAAUUCGAUCGCUUCCUUUGGUGCAGCGGCGUGCGUGAUUGGGGUCACUUUCGUGAGCUGUGACGAACAGGCGAUCGCUGUGAUGCUCUUCGCGGGUGCCAUGGCGAUUCUCUCUGGCUACAUUCCUGGAUACUUCACAUCACUUCUUUCUGUGGCCCCGGCCCAUACAGCAGCCGUAAACUCGCUCACACGAGUUUUCGGCCAAAUCGCGAGCAUCGCCUCUCCAUACAUCAUUGGUUUCAUUACGGUUCAGAAUACGAUGAGUGAAUGGAGGAUAGUGUUCUUUGUGAUCGCCGGCGCACUCAUCGUCAGCGGCACAUUCUUUCUCAUUUUUGGCUCAGCCGAACCACUUCCGUGGGCCGUCAGAGCACCCGCAUCUUCGAUUUCCACCGACUCGGUGUCAACAUGGACCACCCAAAGCAAUGAAAAGAAGGAAAUCUGU
This is a messenger RNA of Mesorhabditis belari, 1422 nucleotides long. The record is from the annotation of a GenBank genome assembly. Lineage: Eukaryota; Metazoa; Nematoda; Chromadorea; Rhabditida; Rhabditidae.